AUGAGUCCUGCCACCGUGCACCAACCAUCUGUCGCCCGUGGUGGAUCCCGUGGAGGCCUGAGCCAGGGGGCGCCAACCUACCCCCUGUCAUGCCGGCCUGCAGUUGCAACAGCACCGCGGCGGUCAAGCAGACCAUCCUCUUCUGGCAGCCCGCCCAGCUCCGCCCCUCCUUCAAAUGCCCAAGGGCUGGAGGGGCCGUUUUCUCCCUGGCAUAAUCUCUCUCACGACCACCUCUACCACCAUCAAUAUCCUCUUUCGUCCCUGGCACCGCCGUUGGAUCAUGUCCCCUCGGCUGUGGCAUACGGCCAAUCCUUUGACAAUCUUUUGCAAGAGUCGGAACUUUGGGCAGAUCAGGAUCUGUCCUUUGCCGAUACCGACUGGAAUUACGUAUCUAUCAACCACGCCACCCCGUAUUCCGGCUUCGACGGUGUCGAUGUAUCCGUGAACGACCUGGGAUACGGCAUGGCAUCUACCUUUGCUUCUCUUUCAGAUUCGGGAUCGAACGAUCCGCUUGCUGUUCCCGUCUCCGCCCAUUUUGCCAGCUCGAUGAAUUCACAAGACGGGUCCUCGCAACCCUCUCCUGUGUCUCAGAUCCCUGAUUCCGUGGCAACGUCUCUAUCUAGUCCUGGUAUGUCGCAGGGUGACGAUGUUCUAGGUCGUGUGGAUUCAUCUCGCGUUGAAAAACGAAGAAUGAACACUCUCGCGGCCCGUAGAUGCCGUCAGAGACGCGUUGAUCGGAUGAAGGGUCUUGAGGACGAGCUGGAAAGUAUUCGGAGGGAACGGGAUGAGUUGAGACUUCGGGUUUCGAAGCUGGAAGGGGAGACGGAGGCGUUGAAGGGACUUCUUACUCGAAAGAGCAACUGA
Penicillium cinerascens is the source of this 864-nucleotide messenger RNA. Its product is annotated as bZIP transcription factor JlbA/IDI-4. The transcript has 3 exons. The record is from RefSeq and is a predicted model, not a curated record. Gene Ontology annotation, biological process: regulation of transcription by RNA polymerase II. Gene Ontology annotation, cellular component: nucleus. The coding region runs from base 1 to 864 and encodes 287 amino acids. Lineage: Eukaryota; Fungi; Ascomycota; Eurotiomycetes; Eurotiales; Aspergillaceae. Gene Ontology annotation, molecular function: RNA polymerase II transcription regulatory region sequence-specific DNA binding; DNA-binding transcription activator activity, RNA polymerase II-specific.